AUGUCAGGUACUAACAAUAGCAGCAAAGAGAUUUUAUCUGUACAGCAAAUAUUCCAGGUUGUGCUGAAUGAAGGACAAAUAAUGAAAGUUAUAUUUGUGAUAUUAAUGUCUGUAUUCUUUAUCUAUUUUAAUGUCAUCAUGGUCUACACUCUUUGGACUAAGCCUAUUUUUAAAGAGACGCCACGCUACAUUCUGUUUAUCAAUAUGCUCAUCAAUGACUCGAUUCAACUUCUCCUCACCUCCAUGCUGUACAUUUUCAGUUUACUCUUUCUCCAGAUAUUCACGGCUGCUUGUGCUCUUAUAGUUUUUCUUUCAGUUACAACUUUCUGUAACGCACCUUUAAACCUGGCUGUAAUGUCAGUAGAGCGUUAUGUGGCCAUUUGCUUUCCCCUAAGACAUGCUGAAAUAGCCACUCAGAAAAGAACUCACAUUGCUGUUGGAGUCAUUUGGUUUAUUGGUUCUAUAAACUUUAUGAUUGAUUUGUUUCAUGUAGCAGUGAUAGACCCUAACAUUUUUACUUUACAAAUACUUUGCAAACGAGAAAUGUUCUUCAUUAAGAAAUGGCAACCAGAUAUUUUACAGGCUUUAAGCAUAUUCUACUUUGUGUCAGUGUCUGUGAUUAUCCUUUUCACUUAUGUUAACAUUGUGAUCACAGCCAGGACCAUUUCCUCCAAUAAAGACUCUGCUACAAAAGCUCACAAGACGGUGCUGCUGCACCUCAUUCAGCUGCUGCUGUGCCUUUCCUCUUUUCUCUACAGCUUCAUAGAGCGAGCUGCAGCUAUGGUUGGCAAUAGCAAACUUAUCUUGGACCUGCGUUAUCUAAACUAUUUGUUUGUGCUGGUCUUGCCACGGUGCUUAAGUCCACUCAUCUACGGACUCAGAGACGAUGCUGUACGACCCUUAUUCAUCUACUACUUCUGGCAUGCCAUGGGCAAACAUAGGCCUACUGUCAACAUACACUGA
Hemibagrus wyckioides is the source of this 963-nucleotide messenger RNA. Its product is annotated as odorant receptor 131-2-like. Lineage: Eukaryota; Metazoa; Chordata; Actinopteri; Siluriformes; Bagridae. The record is from RefSeq and is a predicted model, not a curated record. The coding region runs from base 1 to 963 and encodes 320 amino acids. The transcript has a single exon. Gene Ontology annotation, biological process: G protein-coupled receptor signaling pathway. Gene Ontology annotation, molecular function: G protein-coupled receptor activity. Gene Ontology annotation, cellular component: membrane.